Athalia rosae (coleseed sawfly) is the source of this 2829-nucleotide messenger RNA. Its product is annotated as protein sneaky-like. Gene Ontology annotation, cellular component: membrane. The record is from RefSeq and is a predicted model, not a curated record. The transcript is spliced from 6 exons. Lineage: Eukaryota; Metazoa; Arthropoda; Insecta; Hymenoptera; Athaliidae. Bases 392 to 2581 code for a protein of 729 amino acids.
AUUGAUUUCAUGCCAAACGGAACACGACGUCACAGUAAUGCGAAUUUUCGCUCGAAGAUAUGAUUUUUUGUCUUCCGCUUGUAUACUUCACUCAAUUAUCCGACGUAAAUUGAACUUCGGUUGAGCCCUGCAUAAAAAUUUGGAUUUUUUUUUUUUUUCUUCAAUAAACAUAUUAUGCAAUAAAAUAUUUGGAAUCGCAAGAACGUGACAUUUUUUCUUACGGUUUUAGAGGAGUUUCAUCGAGGCUCCGCUCUCGUACGUUUGAGAGUAAAAAACAACUUCCUGCACACGAAUAGUAAAUGCCAACGUUCAGGUGGUUGGUGUUUAUUGUCAACGAGGUGUUCACAGAAAUAAAUAGAAUCGUGAAUUCGGUAUUGCUCGAUCAAAAGCGAUGCCAGGCUUAGAAAAUAUGUCGAGGGUGGGCCAGGUGAUCGAAGGAACGCUUGAAAAAUUUUCCAAGCUGUAUUUGAGCGCGUGCCCCACUUUCUAUCGCUUAUGUUUCGAUCCCGUUGGAACUCACAAAAAGUCCAGAGCAGCGCUGGGCUUUUUCUUCGGAUUUAUGCUCGGCGUACUCUUUUACGAAGUCGUCAUCGUAGACCUCGAAUUCUCCGAAUACACCGGGCUCGGACUUGGCGCCGUGAUAAUUGCGAUGUUAGCCAUUGGAUGCGCCUCCUCCAUCCAGGUAAGAUGUAUCUGCGUCCUUGCGAUCCCUGCCUUUUGCGGGAGAGCGGGUCGGAGCGUUCUGAAAGCAAUGGUACUGGCGUACGUAAUCGCCGGUCCGAUAUUCAAUUUGGCGUACAACGGUAAGGAGGUGGUGCGAACUUUUGCUUGCACAACGCAGCUGACAUACAACUUGACGAAGACUCGUUUGGACCUGAUGUUCAAGCCGUUUCAGCAGGCGAUUUUCGGUAUGAAGGCGGACGCCAACGAGAUAAGGGAGACUCUCGCCUCCGUGCGAGAAUUAUCGAGUCCGAUUAUUGAGGAAAUUGAGGGUGAGGAGGAGAUGAACCGUCUCAAAGAAGAGAAUGACUACUUCGAUGCAAAGUUGGGCGACACCAGGCGCAGCGAUGAAAUAGAACAGAGAGAAGAACGCCGGGAAAAAGAGGCGAAAGAGAAACGCGACAAUUCGCAAAAUGAGGCGGAUAUGUACGAAGCUAGAUAUCGCGAGAAAAUCGAAGAACGAUGCGAAGAACAGCUGACCCGGGGGGCGGAACGCUGCAGGGACAUGUUUAGCAGCGCUUAUGACAAGUGUUACGACGGCGUGACCUUCCUUGCUGCGUGGCUUCUCUGCUGGCCGAUGAAACUCACCUUUGUGUGUAACUUGGCACAAGCCAUGGGAGGAUCGAGCACCUGUAAUCCCGACGGAAAAGUCGACGUCGGAAUCGGCGAGGGCUACGUCGCCUUGAAAGGAUCCCGAGAUAAACUUAGCGCGAGUUUGAAGGACGCUAAACUUCAGUACAAGGUGAAAAAAAACCCAAUACUUUUGGACGUUCGCGGGGCGAGCGAUACCGCGAAGGCCGUUAUGCACGAUUUUGACGCGAGACGGAAGCUCUUCGAUUCGGCAAUGACGAUAAUACGAAGAUGCUUGGCGUUCGUAUUUCUCAAGAUAAUACUGAGCGCGCAAAGUUACCACGACAAGUAUCUCAACGACAUCGAAUUCGACAACAUCUACGUAACCACCUACUUCCGGCGCAUCGACGCCCGCCGAAAAUCAAGGGAAUGUCAGACUCUCCUGCCUCUCAGGAAGAUCGAAAGGACCAAACUGAUCGAUCCGUACAAGGCCGGACCCAGCAGGACGGAGAGGGCUAACCUUGUCGGACAGACUGUCAAACUGAUCCUGGAAAUGGUGACAGCGACGACCUUCGUCCUGCUGGACCGUCUUUUCUUCGAGACUCUGGACGUGGUGCGUCGUCACGCUCACAUCGAAUACACUCAGAGUGGGCGUCACGACAUGAGCCUCGAAGUCCGAGGGACGGGAAUAAUCGCGUCCCUUGUCCGGAGCGUGAUCGGAGGUUUCAACGGUAAACGUCGAAUCAAAACGGUGACCUCUAACCAAUCGUGCCUACCACGACCUCGAGAACUCCCGGGCUACAUCCUCGCGAAGAUAUACGGGACUUACUUCGCCGUGUGGGUGAUGCUCCUCCUAGCGGCUUACACUCAACGAUCACGUCACGCAAUUUGCGCCUUCUUUUACCGCACCAGAGAAAAAAGACGCGUCCUGUACCUCUACAACGAAACUCUACGCCGACGCCUGGGAUUCUUCAGGUUUAUGCGAGGUCGUAUACGGGCUCUGGUCAGAGCGCGACUCCUUGAAAGAGACAUGGACCCUUGGCUAGCUCUUCGCGAACGAUCCCCAAGACUUUGCGGAUGGUUGCGUUACUUCGCUUUCGCGAGAGCCGAGUGUCUGAUAUGCGGUGAAACCGAACCCAGGAAAGGUCCAGCUUUCAGACGCUGCACUACACCGGGAUGCCCUUUCGUUCACUGUCAGGAAUGCUGGAGAGAUGUUGGCAGGAUAUGUUACGCGUGUGCUGACUUUCCAGACACCGACACCGACGACUACGAUACCCACGUUGAAUUUUAACUUCGAUAACAACCCGCGUUGCAUAACAAUUACGGGAACAGCGGCUAUUCUCUUCAAUUUACCUCAUUAAUGAAUUUCCUGCGAUUUAUUGCCAAAGUCCAGAGAUCUUACGGAUCAUAGCGAUUCCGUACAGACGUAGUGAAAUUACGAUUUGCAAUUGAACAAAUUGAUCCCGCUGAUUCUUAUAAGACCCACCUGGGAUUCCCGGUCGUGGCCAGUAACUUGGUUGAUCUGGAACCGGAAACUUA